AUUGUUUUAGCACACAAACAUCUUUUAUUCACACAUGAAUUUAUUUGUAAAGUAUUUCCGAUUUUGUAAACGCUUAUGCGAAUGUUAUUGUUCUGCACACGAAAGAAAUGUUAUUACUUUUGUCUAUACAUGCAACGAUUUAUAUUACGCUAGCUAAAAUGUAUAAUCUUUCGAUUAAAAUUAGUGUACCAUAUUGGAAAUGUAAUAUAAAAACAAGGCAGAAUACGCUUGUCGUAACACCCUCCUUCGUUAUGAUUUUUAAUUAACUUUAAUGCUGCGAAAGACUUAAAAUAUUGGUAACUAAACUAUCUUCUGUAAAAAAAAAUUGCGCUUAGAUUUAUUUAGAUUUUCUUAUAAGAUUGUGGAAAAAACAUUUAAAGAACACUUGAAGCUUUUUUUACAUUAUUUUAAGUUGGAGGAGAAUAACUUGCUGCAUAAAUAUAUUGUCAGGAAAAGGACGUUUAGAUAAAUUGAGUGUAAAAAAUUUGUUUCACUUUUUAUGUAAUAAAGUAUGCAAGAUGGAACAAAAAGUGUGUCUGAUGUCUUUAAUGGAUUAUUAAAGCAACUUGCACUAGAUGAAUUUCCAUCUGGUAAUGGAAACUGGAAAAAUCACUUGAAAUGGCGGUCAGACCUGUUAGAGCCACAUAACUCAACAAAAAAUGCUGAUCUUUUUUCAGUGGAAAGUCUGAAAUAUUUAGCUAAUGAAAUACCAUUUCAAAAGGAUACAGAUUGGAGUGUGGAUGCAGCAAUAUUGCAAGAUAAAAUGAUAGAGAAUGGAGAAGCAAUGGCUUUGCAAAGUAUUCACAGGUGUUUCAAGAGGCUUAGAAUUAUUGACAAACAUGUUGCAACAGUUGAUCAAGGGUUAAAAAAAUUUACAAACUUGACUGAACUAAUACUUACUGCAAAUAAUAUAGAGACAGUUGAUUCAAGUUUACUACCGAGAAGUUUGAAGGUACUCUCAACUGUUAACUGUUUACUACCGAGGAGUUUGAAGAUUUUAGAGCUCUGUGGCAACAGAAUAGGAGAUGUUAAAAGUCUGUGUUCGCAACCACCCAAACUGCAACAUUUGGGACUAAGCUACAAUCAACUCCGAUGCUUCUCAAAUUUCACUCAGCGCGAUUGCUGGUUCAGUUUGCUGUCUUUAGAUUUAUCUUUUAACUAUCUCAGUGACGUUAAAAGCACAGUCGAUGCAUUAAAAAAGUUACCAAAGCUUAAAAGCUUGGUUCUGAAAGGAAAUCCUUUAUACUUUUUUAUUGGUCAUCGAGGCUAUGUUAUUGACUCGAUUAAAUCUCUUACUUUUCUGGACGAAGUAAGAAUUUCAGAAGAUGAAAGGCAUCAUUUUAAGGGGCUAACCAACUUGAAAGAUCUAUGCUUGGACGAUAUGUGUAUCACUGUUAAGAUUGAUGGGUUGAAGGGAUUAUCCAGACCGGAUGAGAUGGAGAAUUCAGGUGAUGACUUUCCAAAGUAUUUCACAAAAUAUCGGGUUGAAUUGGAUUUCAUCUCUGGGUGCGAAGUUCAAGAUCAAAACGUUCUAACCCAAGAAAAGACAGAGCAAGAUAUCGUGGUAACGAGUGAAGAUGAUUCUUUAGAGUGUGUUACCAAAGACGCAGGUGAUGCAAGUGGAAAAGAUGUCAGUAAAAUCCAAACAACAGAAGAAGUCUGGUGUGAAGAGGAAGGUGUUUCUUCUUUGACAUGCAACAAAGUAAUCGUUUCAAGAAACACUACCAUGUUUAAUGAAUAUAUUAAACGGAAUAUCAAGCUUAAUCUGAUCGAGAGCAGAAUAUUGAUAAGUAAUGAGCAAAAACCAUGCAACAUUGACGAAAUAGAAAAACUGUGUAAUGACCCUUCUGGCAUUUCAAAAGAAAAAUCGAACAAAUCAGCUGGUAGAAGACCUUCGAGAGCAUCUGCGAUGAAGGGAAAAGAUGGAAAGAGUGAGAAACCAAAGAAGAAAAUCAACAAACAGGAUGCCACACAGUUGUUUGAAUGGUCGCGCACAACAAGAGUAAUUGCUUCGUGUGAGGUUAACACCCAGAUGUUUCUACAAGGACAAGUUAUUGACGAAGACUUCCUGAUGAAUGUAACACCACCUCCAUCGGUACCUGUAUGUACAGACAGUUAUGUGAAGAAAACUGAAUCAAAGAAAAAAUCUGGAAAAGACGCAAGACGAGGAUCUGUCCGCUCCGUCGCCUCUCUAAAACCUCCGAAAAUUAAACCCAUUAAAACGAUUCACGAAAUUUCUGACGUCAACACAGAACAGGGUGAACAAACUCCGCUGACUGUGCAUUUUUACAUGGAGCUGAUUCAAUGGAAGUCUACCCAAGAUGGUGCAGCUUGGUCGCAAAAAUGUCCUAGCGGUUUUUCAUAAAUAAUGGGUGAUGCGUCCUUCACUUGUAAAUAUUUUAAUUUAUUAAGUUUUAAUAAAGUUGUCUAACAUUAUAUAUAGAUGUAAUGUCAUAAGAUAUAUUCGA
Molecule: messenger RNA, 2468 nt
Organism: Hydractinia symbiolongicarpus
Lineage: Eukaryota; Metazoa; Cnidaria; Hydrozoa; Anthoathecata; Hydractiniidae
Product: leucine-rich repeat-containing protein 43-like
Exons: 16
Coding region: 512-2365 (617 amino acids)
Molecular function (GO): protein binding
Source: RefSeq, a predicted model, not a curated record